CUUUAGAAACAUUCAAAAUGGCUGCUUCUUUAGGAUUGCGAGUGGCUGGUCGACUAGCAACAGCCAGUAGGAGCAUAAUUCCAAGGUACUACGCUUCCGGUCGGCCAGGGGAUAAUUUGACAACAGCAGCAAAACCCCGUCAACAAGAUGAAGAUCAGUCACAUCAAGUGCAGACCAUUACUGUCAGUGAGAAGGUUGACAUCACACCUCUCACUGGCGUCCCGGAGGAGCACAUCACCACGCGACGAGUGCGCAUCUUUGUACCUGCAAGGAAUGCUAUGCAGUCCGGAUCCUAUGGCACUCGCAGGUGGAGGAUUGAGUUUGAUCAGAGGGAGAGAUGGGAAAACCCACUCAUGGGAUGGGUGUCAACAGCGGACCCACUCUCAACAAUGAAUGUAGAAUUCAGUUCAAAGGAAGAAGCCAUGUCCUUCUGUGAGAAGAAUGGGUGGGAAUAUUUCACUGAAGAAGAACACUUACCCACCUUCAAGAGAAAAUCCUACGGUGCCAACUUCUCUUGGAACAAGAAGACACGGGUGUCUACCAAAUAAUGAAUCUGUCAGAUUGUGAAACUUGAGGGCAACCUCAUUUCAUUUCUUGGCAGUUAUGUUAUUACUAGCUUUGGUAUGUUUGUGACUGAUAGCGAGGAACCAGCUCCUGUGUAAACAGCAAUCAGCAAACCUGGUUGAUUGUCAAAUCAAGACCUUCAAAUGACAAGCAUUGCCUGUGUCACCACAUCUGAUGGUACCUUGUUGCAAGUGUAAAUAUGAAAGUCGAAUUAAAUAUUUAACUGAGGACUUUGUUGUCAUGUUCAGUAAAAUA
This is a messenger RNA of Haliotis rufescens (red abalone), 819 nucleotides long. Its product is annotated as NADH dehydrogenase [ubiquinone] iron-sulfur protein 4, mitochondrial-like. The coding region runs from base 18 to 548 and encodes 176 amino acids. NCBI's taxonomy places the organism in Eukaryota, Metazoa, Mollusca, Gastropoda, Lepetellida, Haliotidae. The record is from RefSeq and is a predicted model, not a curated record. Gene Ontology annotation, biological process: electron transport chain. The transcript has 5 exons.